AAGGAACUGGAGGAUCUUAAGGGGAAUCUGGAGGAAUACCAGGUCAACAAGGAUUUGUUGGAGGCUAAAAAUGAUAAGCUUCAGUUGGAGGUUUUUGCUGCAGAGCAAAAGCAAAGCAUGUCUGAAGCAGAUGCUAAGAGCCUUAAGAUGGAACUGGUUGCAUUAGUGGAGGCAAAGGAGGCAGCUACAAAAGCAUUUGACGCGGAGAAAGCAAAAAUCACGAAGGAUUUGGAGGUUCUUAAGUGGAAGGUGGAGGAAAUCCAAACCAAGAAGGAUUUGGUGGAGGGUGAAAAGGAUAAGCUUCGCUUGGAGAUUUUAAUAGCAGAGCAGAAACAUGCCAUGUCUGAAUUAGAGGUCAAACGCCUCAAGAUGGACUUGACUGAAUUGGCGGAGGCGAAGGAGGCAGCUGUGAAGUCAUUUGACGCCCAGAAGGCCAAAUUCAUGAAGGAGGUAGAGAGCCUCAAGAGGAAGAUAGAGGAAAUCCACGCCAGCAAGGAAGCAGCUGAGGAAGCAGG
This is a messenger RNA of Triticum dicoccoides, 515 nucleotides long. RefSeq lists its product as uncharacterized. The record is from RefSeq and is a predicted model, not a curated record. The transcript has a single exon. The annotation marks the transcript as partial. Lineage: Eukaryota; Viridiplantae; Streptophyta; Magnoliopsida; Poales; Poaceae.